This is a messenger RNA of Eimeria maxima, 1818 nucleotides long. RefSeq lists its product as hypothetical. The coding region runs from base 1 to 1818 and encodes 605 amino acids. The record is from RefSeq and is a predicted model, not a curated record. The transcript has a single exon. Lineage: Eukaryota; Apicomplexa; Conoidasida; Eucoccidiorida; Eimeriidae.
AUGCAACGUUCGCCAGACACUGCGAUUGGUUCCCAUGCCAUGCUCACCAGGCGGUUCUCUGGUGGAGCUUCCGCUGAUUUGCAAGGAUCCAAGGAUACAAAUGGGAGGCUAGAAAAAGUGAGAAUAAGCCGGAGACCAUCCAAGGCAUAUAUAAGUGGGACAUGGGCAGCCCUACUAACGGCGUUGGCAGUUGCGACGCUGUUGAGCAGGUGCUUCCACCUCGUUGACAAGUGGAGGAAGUAUGAUGAUGGGAAAAGACGGCUGGCAAGUGGCUUACCGUCAUCUGAAAUUGACCCGGAAACACAGGCCAUUCUUGAGCUGUGUCUUGACUUGGAAGGAAUAGGCCCACAAACGUUUCCCACGAGCUUACCACCCGUUCCGGCAGCAACAACCUUAGAGGGACCGUUGGGAAUUGAACCACAAACGUUAGAUCAGUUUGGAGUUGGUCACAGACUUAAUCGGAGUCGCCAGACAUGGCAACCCACACCUCAGUGGGGUUCUCCAUCCCAGGCUCUAGUCCCGCCGUUUCUUGGCACAGCGAUUGUGACUUCCACGCCAGUAACGGUUGCAGCAGCAACCCCAGUUACUAAUUCUACCCCAUUCUAUCAAGUAGCAGGCCGGAGAAACAUGUCUUCUCAGAGCGCAGUGACUUGGGCUGAUGCUAACCGUUUGGGCAUUGGUUGGCGUCGCUGCCAUCAGGGAACAGCGGCUGCCAACAUAAUGUUGGAGACGAGGAGCCUAAUUCUUGAAAGACCUUUCGCAUUGCACUCUGUACAAAACGAGCCCCGGGAUGUUACUGAACCGAAAUUAUCGCGAGGGCUUCCAGGGAGGAGCAGAACACUCCAGGCAGAUCCACCGGAGGCGUCACCGAGCAUGACCCCGCAGGUUUCUCCACAAGUAUCCCCUUGUAGUGGGCUUAUAGACAUGCCUAACCCUGGUGAUGAUUCAGAUCCUGGAGAAGGGCCUUCAAGUGGGCAAAGCACUCUCCUUCCAGCGAGUGUGUAUCGCGGGGGGUCGUGGAAGCGGAAGAGACACUCGGAAGCCUCGCCAAAUUCAUCAUUGACGACAAUUCCUACUAGAACACCUGUACGGAGGAAGCCGAGACAAGCCUCAUCAGAAGGGCACCUGCCAUCUUCCAUCCUCCUCAGUCCACUAUCUGUUGAAGACGUUAAGGAUCCACAAAGCCAUCUCUUUUUUCGGCUUCCGAGACUAGGUGGAUGUCCAAUCAGAACACGAUUUUGUCAGGAAUUGGCAUUUUCAGAAACCAAGCUGCAAACUGUAACUUACUAUGGCAUAUUGGCCCUGCGCAGUUUUCUGUCCAAAGAGGCUGUUGUUUCAAAGGAGGUGACUUCUGCCAUUCGAACGGCAGAACGCCUUGUGAAUUGUCUGCUCCAUUUCCAUAGUAGCUCGGUAUACGACUUAAAACCGAACGAUGCUGUUCGCGCUCUGGGGGUUCGAUACUUGGCACUGGAUGCGCUUGUAGCCUUAUCAGAUUUGUUGGGGCAAGCAAUGCAUGCAGAAGACUGGUGGGGCAGGCUUGCACAGUGUAUUCCAUCAGAUGUGCGCUUUGUAACUAACUUCGGGGCAGCUUCCUGCCGCAACUCAAAUUGUCUUCUUGCGAUAAAGCUGAGCAAAGCAAUUGAGCAAUUGAAAAAGGGGGUGCGCCCUUGUGCAGCUGAAACAGUUAACUUGAAGCAGUGCCUGUUUUGUACUGCCUUUUCUCCUUCGUUUUUCCAGCUGCCCAAGUGGAACCCUUGGCGCGAGGAUGAUUCUUUGUCUAUUAAGUCAGUUGAUCAACCACAGGAUGAGUAUGCAUAG